This is a messenger RNA of Phasianus colchicus (ring-necked pheasant), 3548 nucleotides long. RefSeq names its product homeobox protein not2-like. Gene Ontology annotation, cellular component: nucleus. Gene Ontology annotation, molecular function: RNA polymerase II cis-regulatory region sequence-specific DNA binding; DNA-binding transcription factor activity, RNA polymerase II-specific. Gene Ontology annotation, biological process: regulation of transcription by RNA polymerase II; neuron differentiation; central nervous system development. The record is from RefSeq and is a predicted model, not a curated record. Lineage: Eukaryota; Metazoa; Chordata; Aves; Galliformes; Phasianidae.
CCAUGAUUCCAUGAUUCAGCAAUUCAAUGAUUCCAUGAUUCCACUAUUCUAUGAUUUCAUAAUUCCAUGAUUCAAUUAUUCAAUGAUCCCACGAUUCAAUGUGGGAUUCAAUGUGAUUCAAUGAUUAAACAAUUCAACGAUUCAGCAAUUCAACUAUUCUGUGAUUCAAUGAUUCUAUGGCUCCAUGAUUCUAUGAUUCCAUGAUUCCACGAUUCAAUGAUUCAAUGAUUCCAUGAAUCAAUCAUUCUACGAUUCAACAAUUCAGUGAUUGAAUGAUUCUAUAAUUCAUUGAUUCUAUGAUUCAGUGACUCCACAGUUCCACGCUUCCAUGGUUCUAUGAUUGAACAGUUCUGUGUUCCAAUUCUGUAAGAACUUAACACACAGAGCACCCCUCGCAUCUCUUCCCAUGGGAAACAACGUGGGUUAUGGUGACUUAUUAAAAAGAGAAAAAAGCAAUUGGCCAGAAAAACUCCUGUCUAAGCAUGUUUUAACCUACAAACUCUUUGCAACCCAAAGCCAAACUCAAGCCAGGAGCUGUGAAUCCUUUGCACCAUUUUCUCGGUGAUGGGCUUUUCGGGGAGAAGCUUCAAUGCUUGCCCAGCUUUGAACGUGUGAUUUCAAUUAAGCACGGAGUUAAAUGCCGACAGGGUCGGGGCUGUGUGUUUGGAUAAGGAGCAAUAAAGCAGCAGCUGUAUUUAUUCACUUAUUUUGAAGCUGCCGUGGAAGGCAGGAUGCUAAAAGGGAGGAAAAAGUGUUUGAAAGGCAAAGCUGAGGGACUCCUUUGUGUCCUGCAGGCAUCCUGCUCCCAAAGGCUCCAUAACCAACAGCAGGGUGCUGCUUCGCCGGGGGGAGUGAUGUCGGCUCUGUCCCAAAAUUUCCAUUUCCCUCAAAAUGCUCCAAUUGCUUAACAUAUAGAGAUGCCCCUUUAUAAAAGGAACUUCAAAGUGUGUGAGAACGGCACGGAUCCCCAAUUUAAGGCAGGAUUUGCUUGGUACAGACAGCCCGCCCUGCACGCAGAGAUGCUUAAUGCCGGAUUAUUAAGCCAUGGGGGAUUCUUGUUUUGUGUUUAUUAACCCAAAUGCUCUGUGCUGGGAAUUUCUCUGUGUUUGCUUACAAUGAAGUUAGUUUAUAGUGUGAAUGUUGUGCUUGCAGAGAUAUGUGCAGGGAUAUUUGUGCACACAGGGCUGCAUAUCCCCAGUGCUGUUUGCUGGGCACACUCACACAUCGGCCGUGAGUCCGUGCCAGCUGCACUCCUCCUUUGGGGGAUCAGUUGGAACAGAUAUGGGUGUCAGUGGGGGGAAGGAGUGGGUGUUGGUGUGGGUGUCCAUGGGGAAAGAUGUGGGUGUCCAUGUGGGUGUCAGUGGAGGUGUUGGUGUGGAAGGAGGGGUGUCCAUAGGAACACGGGUGGGGAAAGAGGGGUGUUGGGAUGGGUUUUGGUAGGGAGGAAGCUGAUGAUUGUCCAUGGGGGAGUUGGUUUAGAAAGAGAGGUGCCCCUAGGGGUGCUGUUUCAGGAGGAGUGUUGGGGGUGUUAUUUUGGAAGGCACCAGGGGUGUACCUUCGGUCGGAGGGGUGAUCCUGGAGGUAUUACUUUAGAGGGAGGUGUUCUGAGGGCUCUUGUUUCAAUGGGAGGACUGUCCCUGGGGUGUAGUUUCGGAAGGAGGGCUGUCCGUUCGGAAGGAGGGCUUUCAGGGACUGUUGUUUCGGAAGGAGGGGUUUGGGGGAGGUGUUGUCUCGCUGUCGCCGCGGGCCGGCAGGUGUUGGGCAGCCCCCCGCCCCCUCUUUGCAUAGCAGCUCUCCCCUUCCUUCUCCCCAUAUAAAGCCCCCGGAUCGGUCGGAGGCACCCAGCCGGCCAUGCCUCCCCCAAAGACCCCUUUCCACAUCGACGCUCUCCUCGCCGAACCCCCACGGCCCGGUCCCGCAGCCCCCGGCCCGCCGCCCCCCAUCCCUCUCCCCAUGCCGGGGCCGGGAGCCUGGAGCUGGGGCUGCCGCUGGGGAGGAGGUCUGGAGAUGUCUCACUGCACAGGUGCCGACCCGCUGGGCCCUGCUGUGCCAUGGAGGUCUGGAGGGCCCUGCAAAAUGAAGAGGGUCCGCACAGUCUUCAAACCAGAGCAGCUGGAGCGGCUGGAGCAAGAGUUCCUCAAGCAGCAGUACAUGGUGGGCACAGAGCGAGUGGACCUGGCUGCAACACUGCGUCUCACAGAGACCCAGGUGAAAGUCUGGUUCCAGAACCGGAGGAUCAAAUGGAGGAAGCAGAGCAUGGAGCAGAAGAAAGCAAAGCUGUCACAGUUUGGGGUGAUACAGUCCACCUCUGCUGGCCCCACAGAUGUCAAGGAGCAUGAGCAGGACACAGUGGACGUUGAGCUUUGAGCAGCUGAUGGGAUGCAGCUGCCACUGUUGUUUUUGCAGCCUGCCUGAUGGAGGUAUUGGGGAUGCAGGCACAUCUGUGCUCGCUUGGUCCAAGCUAGACUUCUUGCUCUGAGAGUGUUGAGCUACAGAACUAAAAUGCCACUGGGUGGGAAGAAGCAUCCAAGUGUAGAAACCCCCUAUUUGGUAACCAGUGCUGUAACUCUUGGGCUUGAUGGUGCCACUGUUGUGGCAAAGCAUGUGAUUUAAUUUGCUAUCACGGUGCUAGGAAGCACAGUUUCCAAUAGAGAGGCUGGGGUGACAGUCAGUCCAUGUCUCUGACAGCUGUGAGCAUGGCAGCAUCUGAACAUGGAGUCACUCCUGUUGCAGGUACUGUGUGCUUCUAUGAGGGAGAGCUGUGUUUUAUGAGAGAUUUGGGAGGAGAUUUGGCUCUGAUUGUUUCUUCUGGUCAUCUUGAUUCCCAUGUUGGAUGCUGAGAUCACAACAACAAAAAAAGUGGAAACUGAAAAGUCCUUUGCUCCCACCUGCAUCAUUCUUAUCAUUAUUGUAUUUAUUUUCGUAUAUUAUUCAUGCAAUGUGAUAAACAGGGUCUGACUCUGCCCCUGGAGCAGAAGUGCCCCUCCUCCUAUCCUGUGCCUUGCUGUCUUCCUGCCUUUCUUUUGCCUUUCAGAGCCCAGUGUGUUUUUGCCUUACUUCACCAUGGUGUCCACAGGGAACAAGGCGCUGCUGAGGCUCUCAGAGGUGCAGAGACCAGGGCUGUUAUAAACCAGCAGCUCUCCAACACCUCUGCUGUGUCAGACGGCCCCCUGCCCUCAUCCAGAUGUGCUGGUCCUGGCCCAGAUGGCGGCUGCUCCCUUCUCUCCUCGUUAUACACUGCAGUGCUGUGGGAAGCAGCACCUGGAGAGCUUGGCGAGCACAUUUGCAACCACACACUGCAGCUUGCUGUCGUAUUCCUGGUGGGUGGGAGGGCUCUGAGGGGUCAGGACUGAGUAUUCACGUUUCUCUGUGUUUUAGUAAUUCCUAGGGGCUGAUGUGCACAGCAGCAGCAGCUUUUGGCCACGCAGCCAGUGCUCAGGCUGUCACCUCAUCCCAGGGCACCAGGCGCAACAUCCCAUGAGCUCAGGAUAAUUCAUCACGCCACAGAAUCACAGAAUCAUAGAAUGGCCUGGGUUGAAAAGGACCAC